GAGCUUGAACAUCAUAGAAAGGAAGUUGAAGAUGAAUUACAGAAUCUUCGAAGUAGAGCAGAGGUAUGUCGUGAGAAACGAGCCAGGUAUGAGCAUAAUUAUCAUACCGUUGCUUCCGUUCCCUUUUUUGCCUCACAAUCAAAGAAGCGCUACAUCAAGGCUCGUGAUAAAAAUUCAGAGAUAGAGCAACAGAUUUCAGAGAAACGUCAAACAUUAGAUAAGUGUCGAGAACAUCUUAAACUUAUCUCUAAGGCAGUAGCAGCACAACAGGCAGAAAGGAGUCAAUUAUUAACAGAAAGAGAGAGAUCCUUAAAUGCCCUUCACUCCUCUCAGCAACAAUUAAACGAGUUAAAAGAAGGUUGUGAGUUUUGGUCGAACUUUGACAGCUAUCAAGCACAAGUCGUAUUGGAAUCAGCCAUCUAUUUACGAGAUCUUUUAGAAGGUGAUAAUACUAUCAAAGAGAAGAAAAAGAAGAAGAAAGGCAAGAAGGAUGCUGCUUCAGAGGAUAAUGUAUUGGAUAUCAACGAAGUUUGGAUAAAAACUUUCAGGUUAGCUUGCUUUGAAUAUGGCGAUCAUGAAUUAUAUGGUGAUAUGCACUGGAGUCUUACAAGUUUACAAAUUUAUUUUGAUUGUGGUUUAUGUGAAAUUUAUCAAGUAGGCUGGCCAAAGAUGAUGACACUAAAUCAUAUUACAGAACUGGCUUGUGAGUUAUGUUAUAGUACUAUU
Messenger RNA from Cokeromyces recurvatus, 726 nucleotides. RefSeq lists its product as uncharacterized. The transcript has a single exon. The annotation marks the transcript as partial. The record is from RefSeq and is a predicted model, not a curated record. NCBI's taxonomy places the organism in Eukaryota, Fungi, Mucoromycota, Mucoromycetes, Mucorales, Mucoraceae.